This is a messenger RNA of Manihot esculenta (cassava), 3302 nucleotides long. Its product is annotated as PE-PGRS family protein PE_PGRS30. The record is from RefSeq and is a predicted model, not a curated record. The transcript is spliced from 2 exons. Gene Ontology annotation, cellular component: mRNA cleavage and polyadenylation specificity factor complex. Gene Ontology annotation, biological process: mRNA alternative polyadenylation. NCBI's taxonomy places the organism in Eukaryota, Viridiplantae, Streptophyta, Magnoliopsida, Malpighiales, Euphorbiaceae. The coding region runs from base 408 to 2507 and encodes 699 amino acids. Gene Ontology annotation, molecular function: mRNA binding.
UCUUCUAUGGGUUGAAACCCGGGUUUAGUAGAACUGCUUGAAAUUGCCGAAGCCAAAGGGAGGGAGGCAGUGCGCACCAAGCACCCCAGCGUAGGUUAGCCAUUAAGGGCACUGGGAUUAUUAGAUUACGUUAUAUCAGCCGCACCAACGAAAAUCCCAGAAAUUUCCCAAUCUUUCUUCCCAGUCAGACAUAACUUUCCAGAUUAGGGUUUCUAUUUCUCUCUCUCUCUCUCUUUAUUGAAUACACUGUGUUAGAUUUAUUUCAAGGUGAGAUCUUGUAUCCAUCUUUGAUAUUGUCACCCACCAAAAGGAAAAGUUUCCAUUUACUGCCUGAAUAAGCCGAUACGACACCGCACCUCUCUCCUGACCGCAUCAUCAAACCCUAGAACGCCAACGGCACCGGGAACAUGGACGAAGGCGAGGGCUGCGAUCAGAUGGAGCAGUUCCACCGAAACGAGGCAAUUUCAGCCGUUGCCGACGAGGGAUUUUUGGGCGAAGAGGAUGACGAUUAUGAGGAUCUUUACAACGACGUCAAUGUUGGUGAGGGUUUCUUGCAAUCUCUUAGGAAAAAUGAGGACUUAGGAUUUCAAAAUCAGGAUAGUAACAACAAUAAUAACAACACUAACGAUGAUAAAAAGAUCGACCCACCUGUUGUAGCGCCGAAUACUGGUGGUGCCGUGACUGGAGAUAGUAAUGUUUCUAGGAUCUCUGGUUAUGAAAGUCAGGGCUUUAGAGGGAGUGAUAUGGUCCAGAAAGGACCCAGCGCUGGAUCCGGGGGGCUUAGGGUUGAAUUGGGGCAGAAUUCUAGUAAAGUGAAUGAGAUUGAAGAGCAGAGUGCUAACAAUAAUAGCGUUAUUAGCAGCAGCAACAACAACAACAAUGAAAGUGUUCAAGGGAAUAUCAGCCAGCAGACUCAUAGUGUUGGGGGUGUGAAUGUGGGUAAUAUACCCAAUGAGAGUAUGGUUAGAAAUGUGAAUGGAGCAAAUAUGAUUGGUAAUGGUAGUAGCGGUUCUGGAGUUGUUGUUCCUGGUGGAGGAGCUACAGGUGGAGGUGGAGGUGGGACUAUAUUGUUUGUUGGGGAUUUACAUUGGUGGACAACAGAUGCAGAGCUAGAGGCUGAGUUAUGCAAGUAUGGUGUGGUAAAGGAAGUGAAGUUUUUUGACGAGAAAGCAAGUGGAAAGUCAAAAGGGUAUUGUCAAGUUGAAUUUUAUGACCCUGCUGCAGCUGCAGCUUGUAAGGAAGGGAUGAAUGGACAUAUAUUUAAUGGAAGGCCAUGUGUUGUGGCUUUUGCAUCGCCUUAUAGCGUGAAGAGGAUGGGAGAGGCUCAGGUUAAUAGGAAUCAGCAGAUGGCUCAAGCUUCACUUUCUCAAGCAAGAAGGGGGAACAAUGAUGGCGGUAAGAGUGGGGGAGCAGGUGGUACUGGUGGGGCAAGUGGUGGCGCUAUUGCAACUGGUGGGAACUAUCAAGGUGGGGAUGGGAAUAGAGGGUACGGGAGAGGAAAUUGGGGGAGAGGGAAUGCACAAGGGAUGGGUGGUAGAGGCCCAAUUGGUCCAAUGAGGAAUAGGGCUGGAGGCGGUAUGGGUGGGAGAGGUAUAAUGGGGAAUGCUGGAAAUGGAUUUGGCCAGGGUAUUGGUGCUACACCCCCAUUAUUGCAUCCCAAUUCAAUGAUGGGGCAAGGUUUUGAUCCAGCGUUUGGUGCACCUAUGGGACGAAUGGGGACUUAUGGGGGCUUUCCUGGUGCUCCCACGCCUCCAUUUUCAGGGAUCCUAUCUUCCUUCCCGCCUGUUGGAGGUGUGGGGUUGCCUGGAGUGGCUCCACAUGUAAAUCCUGCAUUUUUUGGAAGAGGAAUGCCGAUGAAUGGCAUGGGAAUGAUGCCUACAAGUGGUGCUGAUGGACCCAAUAUGGGAAUGUGGUCAGAUCCUAGUAUGGGUGGAUGGGGUGGGGAGGAUCAUGGUGGUGGAAGAGCUGGCGAGUCUAGUUAUGGUGAGGAAGCUGCAUCUGAUCAUCAGUAUGGUGAGGUUAGUCAUGAUAGAGGAGGUUGGCAGAACACCAUUAAGGAGAAAGAUAGAGCUUCAGAAAGAGACUGGUCUGGAUCCUCUGAUAGAAGGUAUCGAGAUGAUAGGGAAGCAGGGUAUGAUAGAGAGAUGCCUAGAGAAAAAGAUAUGGGUGGUCAUGAUAAUGAGUGGUCAGAGAAAAGGCAUCGCGAUGAAAGGGAUGUUGGUAGAGAAAGGGAAAGGGAGCGUGAAAGGGAUAGGGAACGUUCUCGAGAUCGUGAACGUGAAAAGGAACGUGAUCGGGAUAGGGAUCGUGAUCGUUAUAGGGAAGACCGGGAUCGGUAUGUUGAUCAUCAUAGGUACAGGGACCGUGAAGUGGAGCAUGAUGAUGAUUGGGACAAGGGUAGGUCAUCACGGACCCACAGCAAAUCUAGAAUAUCACAGGAGGAGGAGCAUCGUUCAAGAUCAAGGGAUGCUGAUUAUGGGAAGAGACGAAGGCUUACAUCGGAGUAACAUAGUAAAUGACCUAUUGUUAGUGACAUUCAGAAUCUACUGGUAUUGGGUUCAUCAAUUUUAUCCUGAAUCUCAUUGAAGAGGGUUUUUUUGGGUUCUUCAUUUCCUAAACUGCAGUUCUCAGUUCAUGGCCUGAAGUUUCUCUGAUUGCUUAUAACCAUGGCAACAUGGUUACAUUAUCUUGCAAAAGGAGUAAGUUGCUGAUCUGAUGUAUUUUGAUCUCAAAUUUGUGGUUUCAGGCAUGUAGUUCUGGGAUAUUCUCUUAUGGCCUAUCCAUCUUACUCAUAAUUCAUGCAUUUUGAUUGCUUGAAGGUAUAUGAUCUGAGAAUCAAGGCUGUUCGACAGAGUUGUAGGUUUUAUCGGAGAUGACAAAAGAACUCAAACCUUCUAUGUGGGAGAUGUGCAUGGAACCUGCUCUUUUGCCUGCAUUGAUGUAGAAGCGGAACUUUUGGUUUUAAGUUGUUAGCUUUCCUUUGUCAUUUAUGUUUGAAUCAAUUAACUCUUGAUCAUCAAACCAAUGUUGUGGAUUAUGUUAUGGCUUGAAAUUGCUGAAGUCUGGAUGUGGCAGAUUAUUAUAGAUGUUACUGUUUGGAUGUGAUGUAAUAGGAUCUAGAUCAGGGGAUGUUACUAAUAUGUGGUUUCUGAUUAGCUAGUUGUAUCUUUUCUAGCUUCUUUCACUUUGUUUUUGAGUAUACUUCAGAUUGGCCUUGCAGUUGUUGUGAAGAGGAUGUAGAAUUUCUUUUCUUUUUUUUUUCUUUUUUAAUCAUUUCAGUGAAUGGCGAUUAUUUUAGCCCU